UAGUCCCGGACCUCGAUCAGAUUGCAAAAGGGGGUGGGGUUUCUUCCAAUCAAAGAUUUCCAUCAAGUUCCUACAAUAUUUUUCUUGUUUAUAAAAAAUUGUUCUUUUAAUUUUCCAAGAAGUAAUCCUGGUUGAUUUCCACAUCGGUUGAAUCCGCAGGGUUUAAAGAUUCAGUUCUGUUCCAUAUUUCUCCAGCUGGCAAUAAAUCGUCGACGAUGUUUACUAGAAUUUUUGGAAAGCCUAAGCAAGAAACGAAUGCUCUGGCAACGUUAGAUAAGUUAAAUGAGACUCUUGAGAUGCUGGAGAAAAAAGAGAAAGUUCUCUUGAAGAAGGCUGCCGCUGAAGUUGAAAGGGCCAAGGAAUUCACUCGAGCUAAAAAUAAAAGGGCUGCAAUACAAUGUUUGAAGAGAAAAAGGCUUUAUGAACAACAAAUUGAACAGCUCGGAAACUUCCAGUUGCGAAUUCAUGAUCAGAUGAUAAUGCUAGAGGGAGCGAAAGCUACCACAGAAACUGUAGAUGCUUUGAGAACAGGAGCAGCUGCAAUGAAGGCUAUGCAGAAGGCAACCAAUAUUGAUGACGUGGACAAGACAAUGGAUGAAAUCAAUGAGCAGACUGAAAACAUGAAACAAAUUCAAGAAGCUUUGUCAACGCCUAUGGGUGCAGCUGCUGAUUUUGAUGAGGAUGAACUGGAGGCAGAGCUCGAAGAACUCGAAGGAGCUGAGCUGGAAGAACAGCUCUUGCAACCCGCAACAACAGCUCCUGCUGCACCUGUUCGAGUGCCUGCAGGAGGAAGGCAACCGGCGAGGAAGGUUGAAGACGAUGAUGAUGAGCUGGCCGAAUUGCAGAGAGAGAUGGCCCUUUAAGGAGAUUUGAACUCCUAAAUCCUGAGAAACUGUAAUAUACUUGCUGUAUAAUGGAGAGUCGUAGCUUCUUCAGCUGCUGUGUCCAUAUUUUCAGAACAAAUUUCCUUGUGCAUUUCUUUUUUUGGAAAGAAAACUGUAUAGUUUUCUUUAUUUAUGACUUUAGAUUUUGUAUGGAAUUCCUUAUUUCUUUUUCCUAUUCACUUGACCAUUUGAAUUCA
Molecule: messenger RNA, 1081 nt
Organism: Salvia splendens (bonfire salvia)
Lineage: Eukaryota; Viridiplantae; Streptophyta; Magnoliopsida; Lamiales; Lamiaceae
Product: vacuolar protein sorting-associated protein 32 homolog 2
Exons: 8
Coding region: 216-863 (215 amino acids)
Biological process (GO): vesicle budding from membrane; late endosome to vacuole transport via multivesicular body sorting pathway
Cellular component (GO): cytoplasmic side of plasma membrane; ESCRT III complex; multivesicular body
Source: RefSeq, a predicted model, not a curated record